Messenger RNA from Symbiodinium sp. CCMP2592, 1437 nucleotides. The record is from the annotation of a GenBank genome assembly. Lineage: Eukaryota; Dinophyceae; Suessiales; Symbiodiniaceae.
AUGGCGACGCGCUUGCCAGUUCAGCAGAGUUAUGGAACCACCAUUGUGCCUGGUCCACCUGUGGCCAUGGCGCAACUAGUUGUGCAACCUGGCUCACCCGCUCUCCCGGUGGCACGCACCAUCCAUGUAGCUAAAGAGGGGCCAAAUCUGUUGGCGCCGACUGUGUCUAUAGUGCUUCCGCAUCCUACCGCUGCGGUCCAGCCGCAUCAGCUACCGAUGCUCCUGGGAUCCAAGAGCGUGGACCGUCUCUAUCGCCCUGCACCCACCGCACUCGGAGAUGGGGUCCGCUCAUGGGCGCCGAUCCCUGCGGCAACGCCCUGCACUCCACCGGGCCCACCACAGACACCGCAGAAAGUCUGGACAUCGCAGGGGGUCAAGGCAGCUUGCGCAGUGCCUUUGCAAGUGCCUUCCAGUGUUUCUACAGCAGCCCCCUGCAGCUCCCUGGGUCAACCCGGCUCCCUCCUCGCCACCCCGUCCUCCUCGGAGAAGCCAAGCGACAGCCGGCGCGGACGCAUGGGCUUGGGCUCCCUCCGCGAACAGCUCGUUCAGGCCAGUGUUGAGCUCGGCCGGAUGCAGGCGACCCUGGCAGACAUGGGAACCAAGCUGCCGGCGGCCUGGACUGGGAAGUGCCCAGGGAAAGCGGGCCCAGCCAAGUCCGGGAGUACCGGGCCGAAGGAGUCGCCUUUGCAAGCAGUGCAGCGCGCCGUGAAGCAACUGCAAGGCAACUUGGAGGAAAGCCUCACCUCUGCGGAGAAGGUGCCGACAUCACCUGACACGCGCAAGCGUACCUUCAGUGCUUCUUCUCGCGAGCCGAGCGUCAGUUCCGUCAUGAAAGGAAGAGGAUCCCAGCAGGCGAGUCCGGUACAGCGCACACGGCCAAUGCGGCAGGUUUCCGCGCCCUCCCGGCGUCCCUCGGAAGCUUCGACCUCCAGCCGAACUGCAGGCGCGGGCAUCUCCAGCAGCAUGCGCUCGACAGGGCGCCGCGGGAGUGGAGGCUCGGAUGCCCGAGAACGCAUGAGGAGGAGAUUUGGGCAGAGUUUGGCGUCGACGACCAAAGACCUCCGGUCGGAGAACCAUCGCUGCGAAGUGGAGGAGUCGGAAGGCCGCAGUGUGUCCAGCGACAUUCGGCCCCGGAAGCCUCGGCCGCCUAUGGCGGCCGUCUUGUCGGGCUCCUCCCGAGACCUGUCUCGGGGUGCAUUACUUGGAGGGGCCCACAAGAAUGCCAGAAGCGUCGGCGGUGGCAGGAGCUGCAAGUACGGAAGAUCCCCCGGUCAAGUCCUGAGCGAAGCUCGGCGAUGGCGCGAUGCAGGCAACUCCACGGGUAUUCUUCAGGCCAGGGGUAGCGGCCACGCAGAGGAUCCGGGGCUCUCCCCUACAGACAGCAGCUCCGAGCGGCUGCCGAAGCCGACGCUUACGCCAGUUCUGCGCUGUCGCUGA